UCCAUAGUGUAAAGUGUGUUUUGACACUAUAUAUGUAAAUUUUUAAGUCAAAGAAAAUUUCAACUUUUAAGUAUAUUUUUUAGAUUUAUUCUAAUUUGGGUCCCCUGAAGAUGUACCUAAAGUCUUUUUACAGUCGGGAUUAGGCGAUUAUGGCAAUAUGCCGAGUUUUAGUUCAUCAUUAAUCCAGAGAAAAAUGUCAAAAACUAUUAUGAGACGAUAUUUCACGUUUAUAUUGCUGGGAAUUUUAUUUGGUUACGUGGCUAAAGCAAAUGGUUUAGAUUCUCCUGAUCUCGGCAGUGAGGCCAUUGGCAGCGCAGGAUUAUCUCCGGAUUCAGAGAAACCCUUUUAUGUCGUAAUUGUUGACGCCGGAUCCACUGGAACACGAUUUUUUGCUUUUCACUUUCAUACUUCGAGUGAAGAUGGUAGUUUAAUUUUGGACAAGGAAGCGUAUAAUCACAAAAGACCAGGUUUGAGUUCAUUCGCUAAUAAUCCAGAUGAGGGGAUGAAAAUUCUAGAAAUACUUCUUAAUAAAACAAAACCCACUAUUCCACAAUCUGAAUGGAUAGACACUCCAAUUUAUUUGAAAGCAACGGCAGGUCUUCGAUCUCUUCCCAGAGACAAGGCAGAACAUAUUUUAGAGGUGACCAGAGAGUUUCUUAAUUCUUCUGGUUUUCAAUUGAACGAUGAAUCCGUUUCACUAAUGGAAGGCUCUGACGAAGGUAUUUUCUCAUGGUUCACUGUUAAUUUUCUUCUGGGCCGAUUUGAAAAAAACAGUACGCAAAGUACAGUUGCGGCAAUUGAUCUUGGCGGAGGAUCAACACAAGUGACCUAUCGUCUUGACGAGGAAGAUAGGAAUGACUUAAAUCACUCCGUUAUUACUAAUCUGCAAGCAUUUAAUCAAAAUAUGACUAUUUUCACUGAAAGUUAUUUAGGUUUCGGACUUAUGGCUGCGAGAAAGGCAAUUUUGAUACCACCAUUUGCCAUGACAAAUGAAUAUGGAGUUAUCGAGGUACACUCGAAAUGCAUUUCCCCAUCAACUAACACGACGUGGACGUUUAAUGACAAAGAAUAUCAAAUAAUGGGGCAAAGAGAAAAUUCUUCGGAAAUUAACCAAAAUAUUACCGAAGACGAAAAGAACAAAGGUUCAAAUAUUAAUUUUCAAGAUUGCUUAAAUUUAGUUAAGAAAUUAACGAGUAAAAUUGAAAAUAAACCAGUGGGAUUGAAUAAACAAGACAUUUAUGCCUUUUCGGGCUUUUAUUACAAAACCUAUGACACUGGAUUAAUAGACCCACGAAAUGGUGGAAUAAUCACAGUUACAAAUAUUCGUGAAGCAGCUCUAAAUAUUUGUAAAAACAUGACAAAGAAUAAUCCAUAUAGAUGCUUGGAUUUAAUUUAUAUUUACUCCUUGUUGACAACUGGAUUUGGUCUCAAGCCGGAAACCAAACUUAACAUUCAUGCCUCAAUCUCUGAUCACCAAUUAAGUUGGACAUUAGGGCUAGCCUUGAAAUUAAUACAAAAUACACUUGGAUAUUUAUACAAGAAAGAAUAGUGUUCACGUAUUUUUUAUAAAGAAAAUUGUCAUUAUUUGUUAAAUCUGUUAAAGUUUGACAAUUCUAUUUAAUUGUAAUAAAAAUAUUUAUUUCCGAAAAACAUACAUUGGAUUCAAAAUCAGUGAC
Leptopilina heterotoma is the source of this 1676-nucleotide messenger RNA. RefSeq names its product ectonucleoside triphosphate diphosphohydrolase 5-like. Lineage: Eukaryota; Metazoa; Arthropoda; Insecta; Hymenoptera; Figitidae. Gene Ontology annotation, biological process: nucleoside diphosphate catabolic process. The transcript is spliced from 4 exons. Gene Ontology annotation, molecular function: GDP phosphatase activity; UDP phosphatase activity. Gene Ontology annotation, cellular component: membrane. Bases 158 to 1549 code for a protein of 463 amino acids. The record is from RefSeq and is a predicted model, not a curated record.